GGUUGUCGUCCGCCAUGAAACCCACAGAAGAAGAAGAAUGGCUUCCUCUGAAACGCAUGAUGAUUCUACGCACAGCAAUUAGCUUCGGACUCAACUAGAAUGUUCUAGUACCGUUACAUUCUUGUACAGUAUUAAAGCGCAGCGAAAUAAGAACCAACUUUAACAUUGUGACACUCGGCGUUUUGAACAAACAGCACAGAGCAUCAUGGCAGAAGACCAACGCAACAGGAGACAUCCCCAAAACCUCCAGGGUGUCCUUCGAUUGGCUGUGGAGGCUGGCUCUGCUGCAGAUGGACCCGCCCUCCCUGAACCCAUGUCAGAGGAGAGGAAAGAAUGGUUGAAAGGAGCUCUUGCGGAAGUGGCCAAAGGACAGAACAGCGAGGUGGAACAGAUGAAGGAGUGUAUGCGCGUUCUGCUGAGAGAUGGAGGGUGUGAGAGGGGGAGAGAGGGAGAGGAGGAGGGGGAGACAGAAGGGGCACUGGAGUUUCUCUCAGAGCUGUGUGAGAACCUAGACAAUGCCAGAGACCUGAUGACCCUGGGUGGGUUGGACCUGUGUAUGUCGCAGUGCUUGAACCAUCCUCAGGGCAGCGUGAGGUGGCGUGGUGCCCAGCUCAUCGCCUCCUGUGCCCAGAACAUGCCCCAAGUGCAGUGCCACUUACUCAGCAAGGGGGCGCUACCCAAACUGCUACAGCUGACUGACUCAGAUCCCCACCCCACCGUUCGAGUGAAGGCCCUCUACGCUGUCUCCUGUCUGGUGCGGGAGCAGGAAGUAGGUCUCCGGGCCUUCCUCUCUCACGAUGGCUUCUCUGUGCUGAUGAGAGGCAUGCAGUCUGACAACGAGAAACUGAGGACCAAGUCGUCUUUCUUACUCCUCAACCUGCUCACAGUCCACCCAGAGCAUAAAGAUACAGUUCUCUCCAUGGGUAUGGUGCAACAGCUGGUGUCUGUUCUACGCACGCCCCACUCCUCCUUCCACGAGCACGUGCUCGGCGCCCUCUGCUGCCUGGUGGAGGAGAGUCCUCUGGGUCUGAGGGACUGUCAGAGCCCUACCUUGGGGCUGGAGGAGAUGCUCAACCAGCGGGCUGAAGAUCUGCAGGGGAGAGAGGAGUGUCAGGAAGAGUUGGAGUUCUGCAAGCGCUUGCGUUCUGCUUGUUUCUGCAGACGGCAACCUGACGACAGUGGAAUGGAUCGCUGAAAUCCAACUGGUCCUCCACUUCUCCUGCAGUGCCGUCAUUGGCUAGGAGACAUAGGAGGACAUUAUUU
This is a messenger RNA of Oncorhynchus mykiss (rainbow trout), 1263 nucleotides long. The record is from RefSeq and is a predicted model, not a curated record. Lineage: Eukaryota; Metazoa; Chordata; Actinopteri; Salmoniformes; Salmonidae.